Messenger RNA from Astyanax mexicanus (Mexican tetra), 1312 nucleotides. It is a transcript of the gene trub1, whose product is annotated as TruB pseudouridine (psi) synthase family member 1. The transcript has 8 exons. Gene Ontology annotation, molecular function: RNA binding; pseudouridine synthase activity. The record is from RefSeq and is a predicted model, not a curated record. Gene Ontology annotation, cellular component: mitochondrion. The coding region runs from base 28 to 927 and encodes 299 amino acids. Gene Ontology annotation, biological process: tRNA modification; mRNA pseudouridine synthesis. NCBI's taxonomy places the organism in Eukaryota, Metazoa, Chordata, Actinopteri, Characiformes, Acestrorhamphidae.
UCUUCGUGCGCCUGACUGCCGAACAGCAUGGCUAAUGUCAACAGCGUUUCUUUAUCUAGGUUAAACUCUCUAAACGGGAUUUUCUCCAUAUAUAAGAAACAGGGACCGACCUCUGCUGAUGUGUUAAACACGCUUAAAAACAAGCUUCUGAAAGAGGCUGGAGUAGCCAAUCCGAACUGUCGAAAGAGGAAGAAACAAGCUGUAAAGAUUGGCCAUGGUGGGACCUUAGACAGCAAUGCUUCUGGUGUUCUUGUGGUUGGAAUAGGUGAAGGGACCAAGAUGCUCACCACAAUGCUUGCUGGGUCUAAGAAAUACACUGCGGUUGGAGAGCUGGGCAAAGCAACUGACACUCUGGAUUGUACAGGAAGUGUUGUUCAAGAGAAUAACUAUGAUCACAUUACAAGAGAGGCUUUUGAAGAAAAGCUGAAGGAGUUUACUGGGGAAAUCAUGCAGGUCCCUCCUCUGUAUUCAGCACUGAAAAAAGAUGGCAAGCGUCUUUCUGUUUUAUUAAAGCAAGGGCAAGAAGUAGAGGCUAAGCCUGCACGACCAGUAACAGUUUACAACCUCACACUACAAGACUUCAAUCCACCACUAUUCACUUUAGAUGUCGAGUGUGGUGGAGGGUUUUAUGUCAGAAGCCUGGUGGAUGAUCUGGGAAAAGCUCUGUCCUCGUGUGCUCAUAUUCGGGAACUGAUUAGAACUAAGCAGGGUCAGUUUACGCUGGAGGAACAUGUGUUGAGGGAGGAACGCUGGACCUUCCAGGACAUUUCCCAGUCCUUACAGCCCUGCCCAGAGCCUGCGCCUCAGCAGAACAACAGCAAAAAAAACAAACCACACAGGAAACCCACCCAGCCUGGUUCUGAAAGUUCUGCUGGAGAUCACAAUCACAUCACAGCUGAAGGUGCCAGUGCAGAUCACAAUGACUAGAGGGAGGUGCUAGCAGAGCCUUAGAUCUCAGUAUACUCUCUUCCUUUAGUGACAGAGGGAAUGGCUUGCCUUUGACCACAAACUCUGAAUCUUUGUUUUAUUUCUGUUUUUUUUUGUGACAUCAUUCCUUUUUUAUAUGCUUUACAAACAAAUAUUAAGUGCUGAUUUUGGAAUGUAACUAUGCAGCGAGUGACCACUUACUGCAACUAAAAGUAUUGAGUUAUACACGGCUUCUUUAUGGUAUUGUUGGUUUAGAACAGUGUUCGGAUGACUGAUGCCUUUAUCCAAAGUGUUAUUUAUUAGUUCAGAUUAUUUCUGAUCAGUGACUGCUGGUGACAUUUUGGUUGAUCAAUAUUUGUGAUUAAAAAGAUGUUCUUGAUGCUAA